AUGGCCGAAGCCCUCGGGGUAGCUUCAAGCGUCAUCGCUGUCGUCGAAUUGACAGGGAAAGUCGCAGGAGCCUCGAUCAAGCUCGUCAACCUGUGGAAAGAGAUCAAACAUGUCCCAGAUGCGCUGCUUGAGAAGGCCGAGCGGCUCAGGGACUUUGAAGACUUUCUUCAGGAGACAGAGAGCCAGGCUGCCAACAGCCCCUUGCCCCAACGAGCUUGGAACAGUGCUCUCUUGCAAAAGUACAUCGCCAGAACCCGGUCUGUGUUAAAGGACCUCCAGGAGAUGGUCGAUCAGCUGUACACCCAGGUCACAGAUCGACGAAGGUUCAAGAGGAAGUUAGCGUCUACAAAGGCUGUUCUUCGAAAGGAAGACCUUUCUGCUUUGGAUUCAAAGCUGAAUUUGGCGUUGGAGCUAUUCAGGCUGGCUCGCGAGCAGUAUUUGACCAGUCGUCUGAUACCAAGUCCACUCAGACGUCUCAUGGGCAAGUUGCCAGUCGAGGUCAAACUGAGGACACCUCGAUUGACUGCGGCACAAACACCAGCCAAUCCCUCGUUGCUAGAGCGCCAGCAAUGGCGAACUUCUCCCACAGACGAACCAUGA
Colletotrichum costaricense is the source of this 600-nucleotide messenger RNA. RefSeq lists its product as uncharacterized. Bases 1 to 600 code for a protein of 199 amino acids. The record is from RefSeq and is a predicted model, not a curated record. The transcript has 2 exons. NCBI's taxonomy places the organism in Eukaryota, Fungi, Ascomycota, Sordariomycetes, Glomerellales, Glomerellaceae.